Molecule: messenger RNA, 756 nt
Organism: Clonostachys rhizophaga
Lineage: Eukaryota; Fungi; Ascomycota; Sordariomycetes; Hypocreales; Bionectriaceae
Source: the annotation of a GenBank genome assembly
AUGUCCUGGGGAGCGCAACUGUUCUGCAUUCAGACGCAGAACAGCCUUCCAAUUGCGAGACCGAACCUAGGAAUCGCAGAUAUCGAGGACUCUGGUGAUCCGAAUAGCCGCACUCUGCUCGAAUUCAUCGACGCCGAGCUAGACAGAAUAUUCUUAUCGAUAAGCUCACCCAAUGGCCGCGCCCCAAUUCUUUUCAAUAUGGGUCCAACCAUUCUCGUAGACGAGCGCCGACAUCUCGAACCUCCCAAUCCAAUCCGUCACCCUCAGAACCCCAGACUUCUAGCAACAAUGGGGAAGAUCCCCUCACCACUGGCCCUCACGCCAACCCUCCGCACAACUACCCUCCUCCGCCCGUCCUCCAGAUCCUGCCUCCAGAACCAGGUCCGCCACGCCACAUUCAUCCAGCGCCCCCGCCGACCCUACACAUUCACCCAGCUCGUCCAGCUCUCCGACGGCUCCUCCUACAUCGCCCGCACCACCUCCCCCCAGCCGCUCUACGUCGCUACAAAGGACACCCGCAACACCCUGACCUGGCAGCCCUCGGAGAAGUCGCUCAGGAACGUCGAGCUCGACGAGGCCGGCAAGCUCGCCGCCUUCCGCGGCAGGUUCGGCACCGCCUUUGACGGCAAGCAGGAGGGCGAGGAGGAGGGCAGCGGCGGCGACCUCACUGAGGAUGGCUACGGCUCCCUGAUAUCUUCGUACGCCAACCAAGACACCAGCGCGUUGAAGGAUGCUGCUCCCACCAAGAAGAAAUAA